Molecule: messenger RNA, 1272 nt
Organism: Symbiodinium natans
Lineage: Eukaryota; Dinophyceae; Suessiales; Symbiodiniaceae
Source: the annotation of a GenBank genome assembly
AUGUGGCACCUGGACCGAAGACGGAGCUGUUCAACUGGAUGCAUAGAGGUGCUUGUCGGGGUGUUGCAGUUCGCACAUGACGACCUGGAGCUCGAGCGCCAGGGUGAAAAUCAGGUCUUUGUCAAGAAGAUCUUGGGACCGGGCCCAGCCUUGCAGAAGAACGUUGUGGUUGGCGAUGUGGUAUCCAAGGUGAACAGACAGAAGAUGGAUUGGCGAAGUGAGCUGUCGGAAGAGGACUAUGAGCACAUAGAGCGUUCUUUGAUGCCAGACAAAGACGGCUCGCUGACGAUCGUCUUCCAGGAUGCUCCGAAGAAAUCAUUAAUGCAGCGGCUUGUGAAGGUCUGCUGCAGAUGCGUUGGAGUGAAGAAAAAGGUGAAGCCUGGUAGCGGGCAGAGCGCGACAGAGUUUGCAAUGGCCAAGAACCCGGUCAUGAGGCCAACGGUAAGGAACUUCUGGAGGUCUCACGGAGCCAUCGCAGAAGUGGAGAAGGAAUCGUUGGGAGAGUGGACGCAGGAGGACAAAGAAGAGGAGGAGAGUGUGGCCAGCGAGGCCGAGGAUGCCGAAGGUUUAGAAGAUCGACAGCUCCUUGAUGAAGUUCCACAGGAACGGUCAAGACUGGCAAAGGCUCGGGCAAAGAAGAGGCUCGACGGGUUUCUUUUCUCCAGAUGGCCAGAUGGCAAAGCUCCAAAGGAGGCAUCUGCUGCAAACUCCGCCCCUCAGACUUUGGAAGGCCAUGACGACUCUCUACAACUCCAGGAGGAAGACAUCUUGCAGGAAGGAUGGGAUGUGGACGAAAUGGCUGACGUCAUCAAGUCAAUGCGGAUUACCGGGCAGGAGGUCUGGUUGGACUGCUUGCUGGUGGCUUUGGAGGAGGAGGUGCUGGAGGAGUCCCCGAUCGUUGAAGUGCUCCGCACCAACGACUUGCAGGAUGUGUCCAAGGACAAACUAAAGGGCCCAGCGAGGGAGAGGCUGCUCAAGUUUUACCGUCGCUUGGAUCAGGUGCUGAAGAUUCUUGAGAACAAGUCAUACCGAAAGUACUAUCAAAACUUAUUGGCGGAAAGUGUGCAGCGCCAGCAGCUCUUCCAGCAGCAGAAUGAGGUUCUUCAUGACUAUGUGUGUGAAUUGGAGAAGGAGUUUGCUGAUAUCAGCGAUGCGAUCUACAACUAUCGCUCCAAAAAGGAGUUGAUGCUAACCAAGCUUGCUGGUCUGCUGGACCGGGGGGAGUACUCACACCUUGGACCCAGAAGAGGAAGAAAGACAAGCAAGCGGUGA